This is a messenger RNA of Brassica napus (rape), 546 nucleotides long. RefSeq lists its product as uncharacterized. The record is from RefSeq and is a predicted model, not a curated record. NCBI's taxonomy places the organism in Eukaryota, Viridiplantae, Streptophyta, Magnoliopsida, Brassicales, Brassicaceae. The transcript has a single exon. The coding region runs from base 1 to 546 and encodes 181 amino acids.
AUGUCGAACUUUACUAGUCUUGAAUUCGAAGUUCUUGAUAUCACUGGAAACAACUAUUUGGCUUGGGCAUUAGAUGCCGAGUUUUCCCUCAGUGCAAAGGGACUUGAAGGUACAAUCCUAGAAGGAAAUCAAGCCCAAAAUCAAGAUAAAGCGAAGGCUAUGAUAUUCCUUCGUCAUCACCUCCAUGGAGAUCUCAAAAAUGAGUAUUUGACGGUGAAAGAUCCACAAGUCCUUUGGAACGACUUAAAGGAAAGGUAUGAUCACCAGAAAACUGUGAUUUUACCCAAAGCUCGUUAUGAAUGGGCACAUCUGAGAUUACAAGACUUUAAGUAUGUAAGUGAUUACAACUCAGCCUUGUUCAAAAUUACUUCCAAGUUGGAGUUAUGUGGGGAGAAAAUCACGGAAGCUGAUAAGUUAGAGAAGACAUUCUCUACUUUUCAUGCAAAUAAUGUUGUCCUGCAGACACAAUACAGUAAAAGGGAUUCCAGAAGUAUUCUCAACUUAUAUCUUGUCCCCUUGUGGCUGAGCAAAACAAUGAGCUUUUGA